This is a messenger RNA of Trichogramma pretiosum, 843 nucleotides long. RefSeq names its product cell cycle checkpoint protein RAD1 (gene Rad1). The transcript has 5 exons. Gene Ontology annotation, biological process: DNA damage checkpoint signaling; DNA repair. Gene Ontology annotation, molecular function: 3'-5' exonuclease activity. Bases 24 to 836 code for a protein of 270 amino acids. Gene Ontology annotation, cellular component: nucleus; checkpoint clamp complex. Lineage: Eukaryota; Metazoa; Arthropoda; Insecta; Hymenoptera; Trichogrammatidae. The record is from RefSeq and is a predicted model, not a curated record.
GGAAGGGUUACAGAUAAUUAAUCAUGACGACUGAUUACAAGUUGAUCGCCAAAUUAGGCAAUCUAAAAACAGUUAUACAGUUAUUGAGAGCUGUUAAUUUCAAAGAAAGUGCAACUUGCUACGGUUCUAAAAAUGGCUUGAAAUUAACGGUUGAAGAAGCAAAAUGUAUGCAAGCUAGUGCCUACAUUCCAAUUCAACUUUUUGAAGAAUACACUUUGACAGAGGAUAUCAUUUUUAGAAUUAAUUUAAAUGUAUUUGUUGAAUGUUUGUCUAUGUUUUGGUCUAAUAUAAAUACAACAGGAAGCACUACAUCCUUAGAAAUGCAUUACAAGGGGGUAGGUCAUCCUGUAACUAUACUUAUUGAAGAGGAUGGUGUGGUAGUCGAUUGUUCAUUAAAAACUCAAGAACCAGAUGAAAUUUUAGAUUUUGAUUUAGAUCCAGAAACUGUCAUUAAUAAAGUACUUCUCCACAGUGAAUUGUUAAAAGAUGUUUUAGCAGAACUUGAUCCCACAAGUAAUCAUUUAGAGCUAUUGUUGUCACCAAAGUCACCCUAUUUUAUGAUAAGUACAAAGGGGCUCGCUGGUGAAUGUCAUGUACAAAUGCCUCAUAAUACAGAAAUGAUUGAAACUUUUCAAUGUAAAAAAGAAGCCAAAUCAAAGUACCUGUUACCUCACAUUAAACCUGCCAUGAAAGCCAUGCUUUGUUCUAACAAAGUUUCUUUGAGGACAAAUGAGUCGGGCCUUCUAUGUUUUCAGUAUAUGAUAAAAACAGAUGAUGGAGUAAAUUGUUUUAUUGAAUAUUAUAUUUCGCCUUUAAUCAAUGAUGAUGAUGACUAAUAAUGUA